AAAGCGCGGUUCCUGUUCUAGAAAGUGCUUGCGCCGGAGUUUUUUCAAAUGUCGGUAUGUAUCGAGAUUGGAGGGGACCUAGCAUUAUAUACGCGGGUGCCUUUGUGCGUCCACGCAAGUCACCGUGGCCGACAGACGGAUUUAUCAGGGGAGACUGACCAGGGCUGACUCCUGAGCUUUACAUAGCGUGGAUGGCCAAAUUCACAUCAUCAUCAUCAGCAUACAAAUAUUCUGAUUGAACAUCCUCGAGGCUCCCAAGGGCUCCCACCCUUGUCUUCGAGUCUUCGACGCGUCAUGGACAGAAAAUCAGACGAGUGCCUACUAGGAGAGAGCCCAAGACAGGACGCAUACGACGACUCAGAGGAGCCAUUCAUUCCUUCGCGUGCCAAACCAUUACCAGCUAAAGGCAGGAAUCCGUCUCUCAGGACGAUCUGCGCAGCUCUGGCAGGCAUCUCCUUGCUCGGCUUUGGAGUUAUUCUGUUCAAGCCCUUGAGCUAUCUAGAAAUACAGGAUGCGCCCGUGUAUUCUGCUGCCUUCGACUCGCAGUUAUAUGUCCAAGGCCCACCUACCCAACGCUUUCGAGAUAACCUGCUUAACGACACAAAGUAUAUUACAUCAUGGGCUUCAGCGGGAUGGACGAAUGACGUGAUGACCUAUGGCAAUUUGAUUUACCUGGCACUCAUAACAGAGCGUAUACCCAUAAUCCCCAAGUUCCUCUCUUCUCAUAUUGACUCAAGUGCACCUCCAUUUCCUUUCGGGGAAAUUAUUGAUGUCCCUCGGCUUAGCCAAGCCAUAGGGACUCCCUUACUUGAAUGGCAUGAAGUAAAGGAUUGGGAAAGCCAGGUUCUCGAUGAUCUUGGUUGUUGGAGUGUUUGGGAAAGCGUUGAAAAGUAUCAAGAGGAUCCCCGUCCACGGGGAAGUCCCUCCAUAGGCCGGCUCAAUCUCGAUAUCUCAUGGACGCGAACCCCAGAUUGGGUCAAGCUGACACCUCCUGGCGUAGAAGACGAUCAUGCGUCCUUUUGGUCCCUUGCAACACUUGGGUUUCCGCAGGCUCGUUCGAAUAACCUAGGAUUAACGAAUCAUCCUUCUCCUCAGCAUCAGGUUUCCCUUCCCCCGGAUGAUCACUUACUAUGCUUCGAUUUCCUUUACUUCGUAGGCGCACAAAAUCCAUGGGAAUGGCAAUCAGAUUAUUCUCCUGCAUGGAGAUUUGUAGGCCAACACAUGCGAUGGAAUGCAACCAUCGAAAGGCUUGCUGACGCGCAUGCCAGGCGCGCCAUGAACGUGCAAUCAAACGAACCAACACCUCCCUAUAUAUCUGUCCACAUACGACAUGGCGACUUCGGCGAUCAAUGUAAUGAUGGUAUUUCAUUGGAUCAGUGCUUUGCCCCGUUGUCGAUCAUUGCGCGCAGGGUAUCCGAGGUGCAAGAGGAGCUUCGCACACAAAAGGGGGUUGAGGUUACACAAGUUAUCGUGACGAGCGAUGAGAGCGACCCGGAAUGGUGGUCAGGGGUCAGGGCAUUGGGCUGGACGUGGGUAGAUUAUGCGGCGGAGCGGACAGAGGAGAUCUACGGAAAGUGGCAUCCGGUGUUCAUUGACGCUAUCAUUCAGUCGAAUGGAGCUGGUUUCGUUGGCACUCGUGGCUCCACGAUGUCCCUUCUAGCUCUCCGCAGAGUGCAAUCGUGGCAUGACGGACCAACUCGGAUCGUCCAAUGGGGACAACCGGGCGCUGAUGACCGCUGAUGUGAUUGGAAUGGUGGAAUCGAGAUGACCUUGCGCCGCAAAAAUCAUUGGCUGAAAUGAUUUUUCUCGUUUCAUAUAUAUAUAUAUAAUGCGCACAAUGGCCCCUCCUGGGCUUGAAUCUACAUGCGGAGGCAACAAGAGGCUGGAACUCGAUGUUCUUCUUCGUGUAUUGUACUGGAACUAAGUCUUAUUUCUACCAGAUCAAACCGAGCCGUCAU
This is a messenger RNA of Suillus clintonianus, 1958 nucleotides long. RefSeq lists its product as uncharacterized. Lineage: Eukaryota; Fungi; Basidiomycota; Agaricomycetes; Boletales; Suillaceae. Gene Ontology annotation, biological process: protein O-linked glycosylation via fucose. Gene Ontology annotation, molecular function: peptide-O-fucosyltransferase activity. Bases 295 to 1740 code for a protein of 481 amino acids. The record is from RefSeq and is a predicted model, not a curated record. The transcript has 8 exons.